This is a messenger RNA of Neurospora tetraspora, 2269 nucleotides long. RefSeq lists its product as uncharacterized. The transcript has a single exon. The record is from RefSeq and is a predicted model, not a curated record. The coding region runs from base 260 to 2119 and encodes 619 amino acids. Lineage: Eukaryota; Fungi; Ascomycota; Sordariomycetes; Sordariales; Sordariaceae.
CACCAGUUGCCAUUUCUGUUGGGAACAUUCUUCUUUCGGUAUUUCGUUUUGGGAUCUUCAGUGGAAUGACAUUUCUUUGCUUUGGGAUUUGCGGCGUGCAUUUUGUUGACUAUUUUGAACACCAACUCGGACCACAACAGUUCUCGCAAGAUGCUGACUCGCGCAUGAACGCACCCGAAUAAAAACACCACUAUACCCACGGCGUCAACAAGUUGACAGGGCACAAGGAUUAAGGCUUCAAUCAGUACCAACCGCCAUAAUGGUAGACGACACCUUUCCGCGCCUCAUCUUCAUCCGCGUUUGCAUCCUCCUCCUCCAAUACGCUCCCCUCAUCGAAACCGUCCUCCUCUUUACGGCUGUCACCCUCCGCUACCCUCCCUCUCCCUUAAUCUCCUAUGUGCAGCAAAUCGCCUCCUUCAUCCCUCCCUCGCUCCUCGCCCUCCUCACCUCCCCCACCACUAUCCUCCUCCUCUCACUUCUCCUCACAACCGAGCUGAUCUACAUCACCACCCUCUACCUCCCGCACAAGUUCAGCCUCACACAUGAAGCCGUACACCCCCCCUUACCCGGUCGAAAGGAGCGGGAAGAGCUCUUCGACAGGGCCUUGGACAGCACGACGGAUUGGGAUGAGUACCUGAAGCUAUGGUUCCUAGGAGCGGAUGUGGAGGAAGUGAAGAGGGAGAAUGUUCGGGAGUUCUUGCUCUGGGCCUUCUUUGACAGGGACGGGGAGACAAAAGGCGACAAUGAAGAUAUUAAGGAAGAGCUGGAAUCGUACCUGGCCAAGAUCGAAGGCCUCCUCGGUCGGAAACUCCCGCCAGGCCGGGGUACUGCUACUUCUUUGCGGCUGACGUUCGAUGCGAUCGAUACCCGGUACCGAAGUGUGGUCUGGUACGGCGUUAUUGCGCUGUUGGAUCUGGUUACGCAUUUCAUGUUGGCGUGGUGUGGGUAUACGCACUACCGACCGUCUCGGUCUCGGUCUCGGUCUUCACGGUCUCGGUCACCAACAGCAGAAGGGGCAGCGGCAUCCCCGACAUCAACACCAGCCAAGACAACAACCACCCUCUUCCCACCACGCCUCCAACAUUCCAUCCCCCUGAUCCCCUCCAGUCUCCGACACCACACUUCGCCCACCCAGCACCUCAGCUACUACCUCCGUCCGCACCGAUCACGCACCCAACCGCCGGUGGUCUUCAUCCACGGCAUCGGCAUUGGCCUCUGGAGCUACACUACUCUUCUCAGCUCACUCAAAUCCUCGCACGCCCUAAAAGGGAAGGAAGAUGAUGGACAAAUAGGCAUCCUAGCCAUUGAGCUCCUCCCCAUUUCCUCUCGACUUACGGGCUCCGGACCGGAGCUGCCGGCUGUGCUUACCCACGGGGAGUUUUUGAGGGAGUUGGAAGCCGUUCUAGCCUACCACAAUAGCGGAGAUGGCGGGUUUCCGCUGGAUAAAGGCUUCACGCUCGUGACGCACUCGUACGGGAGCACGCUUGUGGCGCCUAUACUGAGGUCGACUAGGCCUUUUAUUGUUACUCCAUCUGAUCCCUCUGCGAAGACGAAGGAAGGUAGUGGAAAAGGCAAGAGUCUAGCGUCCCUGACGAAUACCCUCAUCCUCACCGACCCUGUUUCUAUUUGUCUUCAUUUACCCUCGGUAGCGUACAACUUCACCCGCCGCGCGCCGAGGAGUGCGAAUGAGUGGCAGCUGUGGUACUUUGCUAGUACCGAUUUGGGGAUAGCGAGGGCGUUGGGAAGAGGAUUUUUCUGGAGGCAGAAUAUUCUGUGGAGGGAGGACUUGGUUGCUUUCCUUGAAGGGGACGGGAAAAAAAGGGUGGUGGUUUGUCUGGCGGGAAGGGAUCUGAUUGUUGAUAGCAAGAGCGUGAGGGGGUAUUUGGGAUGGGGGGGAUCUGGAGAUGAUGGUGGUUUGGGUGAGGGUGAGGGUGUUGAGUGGAAAGGGAGGGGGAAGGGACAGAUGAUGCGCAAGAGAAUGGGGAAUGGGGUGGAGAUCGUUUGGUAUCCGCGGUUGGAUCAUGCGCAGAUGUUUGAGAGUGAGGAGACGUUGAGGCCGGUGUUGGAGGUUAUUGGGGGGUGGGAUGGUGGGGGAGAUGCGGUUGAAAUAGUGUCUUGAUGGAUCUUGUUUACCAAAGGGGACAAAAAACAAAGGGUAUAUUAACUUUCCUCACAACCGCACCGCACUCCUCGCUAGAUAUCAUCAAAACCCACAUUAAGCAAGCAUAAACAAAAUCACCAACUCAGGCCCUCGAAGGCGGAUACUCAG